GCUCAGGAGCCCGAGCUCCAGCAGGCUCAGCAGCGAGUGUGCCAGCACUGCGGCAAGGCUGGCCACAACCUCAGGAGUUGCCCCAAGCUCGCCCAGCAGCUCCUCCGAAGCGUGCAGAAGGCCCACUCCCCUAGCGCCGUGGUCGACGCGCUCAAGGCAGGCGGGUCAGGCCUCAAGGUGACGGGGAUACAGACGAAGUUCAUCCACCGUAAGACGCACAAGCUGCAGCGCAGGGUGGCGCACAAGGGCACCCGCAAGCUCUCCACGGCCAGGAAGGCAGCGAAGACG
Molecule: messenger RNA, 288 nt
Organism: Prorocentrum cordatum
Lineage: Eukaryota; Dinophyceae; Prorocentrales; Prorocentraceae
Source: the annotation of a GenBank genome assembly